Molecule: messenger RNA, 579 nt
Organism: Amphibalanus amphitrite
Lineage: Eukaryota; Metazoa; Arthropoda; Thecostraca; Balanomorpha; Balanidae
Product: adenylosuccinate synthetase-like
Exons: 3
Biological process (GO): 'de novo' AMP biosynthetic process; IMP metabolic process
Cellular component (GO): cytoplasm
Molecular function (GO): adenylosuccinate synthase activity; nucleotide binding
Source: RefSeq, a predicted model, not a curated record
GAGAUCGGUGAGCUGCUGCAGACUCGCGGAGCCGAGGUGGGUGUCACCACGGGCAGGAGACGCCGCUGUGGCUGGCUCGACUGCGCCCUCCUGCGGCACUCCAACAUGGUGAAUGGAUAUACAGCGCUGGCUGUGACCAAGCUGGACAUCCUGGACACCCUCCCUGAGGUGAAGGUGGGCGCGUACUACCAGCUCGACGGCCGGCGGCUCGACCACUUCCCGGCGAGCUCGGCCGAACUGGCGCGGGUCGAGGUCGAGUACAUCACCGUGCCCGGCUGGCAGUGUAGCACCGAGGGCGUGCGCACCUUCGGAGACCUGCCCGCCAACGCCCAGGAGUAUAUCCGCACAAUGGAGCGGCUGGUCGGCGUGCCAGUGAAGUGGAUCGGCGUCGGCAAGUGUCGCGACUCCAUCAUCCAGGUGUGACUGCCGCCGCCAAGCGUCCGGUUCGCCGUGUGAGAGAGUGUGCUGUGGACUGAAUGAUGCACCCCGCUAGCGCCUGUAGAUGCGCCAGCCCCCGCCGGACCGGUCACCCGUGUACCUGCCGUGUCUUUUUCAGUACCAAUAAAACGUGCCCCAUUA